Molecule: messenger RNA, 7994 nt
Organism: Amoebophrya sp. A120
Lineage: Eukaryota; Dinophyceae; Syndiniales; Amoebophryaceae
Source: the annotation of a GenBank genome assembly
CUACAACCUAUCAAUUUUCAUCAUAGGGUGGAGCCGCAGGGCAAGGUUGCUGGGGCGGAUGUUUUUUUGAAAGUAUGGGAUAUUAGCUACAUACUUGUACAUCAGUAUUUGAUGAUGUUGAAGACUUUUUAGUGUUACCAGCUUCAGCAUUUUUACAACUUGAAAUCUUGGCUGAUAUAAGUACCAUACUACAGAAGUUUAAAAUGUCGACCACUCUACUACGGCAACAGCAGCGUCAGCACGACGACAUGGAGGCGGAGAUUUUCGAGGAUAUGUGCUCCAUGACGAUGACGAGUACUUCCUUGAAUCUGGCCGAGAAGGGUUUUGACAUUGACAAACUCGCGAACCAGGCUUUUUUUGAAGAGGACCUCCCGGGUUUCGCCCACUUUGACGUCGUGGAGCAUGACCAGCACGGGACGAACACUAUCAACGACUCGAGCUCGCUAUGCAUUGCAAAUAUGUCUGGGUCUGGAAGUCGAUAACUUGUGAUGCUGUCUUUGGAUUCCAAAAAAAUCUGUAUUGCAUGACUAGCAAGAGGAGUCCAGUUUGUGCCACGCGGGAAGGGCGUUUCUCAUGCAGAAUAGGCAUCAGGAAGCCCCCUAAAAAUCAGUGACGCUAGUAGGGCAUGCAUUACAGGCGUCGCGGGUCAUGCAAAAUAUGCAUGACAAACCUUUGGCAAUCUUCCAGAGCCAGACGUAUUUGCAUUUCAUACUCGCCCAACCGCUACAUCUACAACGAGGCGGAACUGCAGAGAGAGCAGGAAAGACGAAUGCGGCAGCAACAAAAUAUUAACCAUCAAAGCCAGAACAACCAGCAGGUGAACAACAACUAUUCCCAAUCGACAAACAACUUCAGUCUAAACAUGGCAAAUCGACAGCAAGAAUCACUUAUCAAAUGUAAAAGUGUCUAGGUCUGGAAGAAUGCAACUUGUCAUGCUGUCUUUGGAUUCCAAAAAAAUCUGUAUUGCGUGACCAGCAACAGGAGUCCAGUUUGUGUUACGCGGAGAGGGAGUUUCUCAUGCGGAAUAGGCACUAGGGAGCCCUCUAAAAAUCUGUGAUGCUAGAUCAUGCAUUACAUGCAUCAUGGAUCAUGCAAAAUCCCGAAGUCUUCCAGACCCAGACAUUUUUGCAUUUGAUAUCACUCUCCUUUCUGCGUGACCCGAGCUACACCCGCACGGUGUCGACCUAUCCUGUGCAAAAGUAUCGUACUCGUAGUAAUUGCAUUUAUGCAUUACAAAUCUCUUUCUCAAGGUAAAUCAGCACUACAAAUUCAAUUUGUAAUGCUGGGCUAAUUUGUAAUGCAAUUUAUACUAGUACGAUGCUUCUGCAUUUCAUACGACCGCGCACCAGACGACGCUGCUGUUUAGUCAGGAAAACGAGGACGAGGAGGCGUUGUCAGGUGAAGACGAAGAGAAUAUGCCCGGUGGUCAUAAUGCAGCAGCUGUAGAGCGAGAGCAGCAGGACCAUGAUCUUCACAGGGACGUCUACUCUUCGGAUGACGACCUUAGGCGGAUUGCUGCGAAGGCCGCCCCAGAGAACAACCGGAAUAUAAUUAACAAAACUACCAGUCCCAAAUCUAGGGCAAGCCAGAGUUAUGAGGGCGAGCAUGGAGAUUCGCUGAAGAAAACGUCAACAAACAACAGCAACACAACGCAUGAGCAGGACCACUUGCAGGGGACUCAGCAGGACACACAGAUCCUCAACGACACGCUUUCCUCUCUGGGACAGCUCGACAACGCAGAUCGGCCGAAGAACGACAGCUGCGCAAGCGAGUACCAGGUCCGGAGUCCGCCGAGGAGUCCGAAACAGGGAGCAUUAAGGAAUGACGAGGUCGGAGGUGACGUGCCGAAUAUCAACACCAGCCAAAAAAAGCAGCUACAGAGACCCGGGUCCGCGCCGUGCCUCCCGAGUCGGAUCCGCUAUUUAGUUCAGCUACCGAACAACAAGAAGGAGAACCACGUCGCGCUGGCCAACGGGCAUUUGUCGAGGAAAACGAAGGAGAACUUGAAUCUCGAACCCGAAGACUACCACCGCGCGUUAGACCACAACAGCCGAGUGCACGAUUUGCAGGAGUUGUUGCUGAAGCAAAACAUGAAAACGUCGAAGAAAUACCACGCCUUCGUGGAGAUGCUGAAGGACCGGAAGAGGAACGAAGCCAGCCGGUUCCCCCGACGGUGUGACCUGAUGCAGAUCGAGACGUUUUUCAACCUACGCGACUACAGCAGUUCCGAAGGGCCAAACAUCGACUUGGCGGACUACAACGCAAGGUUCAAGCGGGACAAGCCCGGGACGCUGCAGAUGAUCUUUGUUUUCUACGCGAGGCUCUACACGGUGUUGAAGAACAUUGAGGAAUACCAAAUCCGGCUGGGGUUGAACAACUACGACAGCAGCAAGGAAUCGACCUCCUUUUUCCUGCCUUACGACAUGAGCAAACACUCCUUGACACUGCGGGAGAUCAAGGAUUUCUGGCUGGACUUCAACCUGAAAAAGCACAUCAACUGGUACAAGUGCACCCAGAUCUACCAGGCGGUGAACACGAGGCCGACUUUGGACAGUCAGAACCGGGUUGGGUUGACCCUCGAGGAAUUCGUGAAGUUUUUGGUCCUGAUCGCACAGGAAAUUUACCGAUUUCAAAUCGUCAAGCCGCACAAACGGGUGCAGACCUUGGUUUCCUUUUUGAACCUCCACAGGUGGGACAGCGUGAAAUCCCAUUUGCGGAACUGUUUCCGGUAUGCAUUGCAAAUAUGUCUGGGUCUGGAAGAGUCAAAACUUGUGAUGCGCAUUUCACAACACAUGAAAAUCUCUCAUGCACAGGCAGCAAAAAUUUCCCACCUUCUGUCACCAAAAUGGGGCAUUCGUGAUGCGGAUUCGGCAUUGCGGAAGCUUCUCGAAAGCUGUGAUGCUAGAACUCGUCCCAUGCCAGACCUUCUGUGCCAUGCAAAAGCAGCAUUACUCGUCCAGACCCAGACAUAUUUGCAUUUGAUAUCCGGGACCACCACCUGCAGAAGUACGAUGAGUUGACGGAUUAUGGAAGUGUCAGAAUCGGAAUUGACAAAAUCGAAAAAUUUGCGAUGCAUAAAAUCGAUACCAGUUGGAGCCUCAGUUUGUAACUGGCGCAUGACAAAUUUCGGGAGCACCCAAAUCCAGUCUGUCAUGCUGUUUGGGCAAAGAAGACUCCUCCUUUCGUGCUACUCUGGCAGCGCAUUUUAUACCUCUAAACAGGCUUACAAUCGGUCUCAUUUCUUUGCCUGCUCCCCAAUGCAGUCCUUACGUGCCCUACAAUUUAUGCAUCACAAGUAGUUUUUCGAUUUUGUCGAUUUCGAUCCUGGCACUCCCAUACGGAUUUUGCGGUCGUGGCGAAGCGGUUGUGGUUGUUAACGAAAGCGGCGAAGAUAUCGAAGAAAAAAAGUUCGUCACGAUCACUCAUGCGCAUUCUUGCAAUACAAAAUUGUUUGUCAUGCGUAAAAAUGCAUCACAGCCAAACUUCAUUAGGGAUUUCCCUAGUGUUUCUGCAAUACAAGGAAAGUUUGUGAUGCUGAGAAAAUUUGUAAUGCAAAGCCUGCAAGUUAGUGACUGUGACAAACUUUUUUCUCUCCAUAGAAGACGACACCAAAGUUUGACGACGUGAAGAUGUUCGACAAGCAGAAUGGAAUUGACGUGAAACGGUUCGGGCUAUCAAACGUAAAUAUGUCUGGGUCUGGAAGAGUGCAUGCUUGUCAUGCUUGUCUGGCAUGACUCUCAAAUCUGUCAUGCACGUUACCCAAGAGCGCUACUUUUCUGUCAUGCAGAAACGCAGUUUGUCGCGCCGAAUAGGCAACACCUAGAAGCUCAGAAACUUGUCAUGCUAAGCCAGCACUUGUGGCCUCCUCCUCAUGAUACGCCACCGAGCAUCACAAGUUUCCAGACCCAGACAUAUUUGCAUUUGAUACGGGCUGCACAAGUAUCUGUGGUUAAAUGUGGAGAAAUAUCAAAUGUAAAAAUGUCUGGGUCUGGAAGAUUGCGAGACUUGUCGUGCAUAUUUCGGAUCACGCAAAUGGCGUCUGAUGUAGGCAAAAGCAUCACAGGUUUUGAGCACGCCUCAUGAUGCCUGUCCCGCAUGAGAAACUUCCUACUUGCUUGCCAAGAAAUGGACAGCUUCUGGUGCGCAUGCAACACAACUUUUUGUGUGUUCCAGAGUUUGCAUCACAAGUUCCAACCCUUCCAGACCCAGACACUUUUACAUUUGAUAAGAAAGAGUGGGUGAAGUUCACGGAGCAGAAUAGCUACGCCAACGGAAUUAACAUGCCGCGGUUCGACUACGCGAACGCGAAAUCUUUCAACUGCUCGGUGCUGCCGUUUCUGGACUGCGGGAUCAUCUCGAUCGGAGAGACGAAGCACUUCAAAAUCAAGGUGAAAAACCUCUGCAACCACAAGGCGUCCUUCAAAAUGGAGCCGGAUUACCACAACUGUCCGACCUUCGUGUCUGUGACGUACCAGUGUCCGCGAGGGGGCGUGGCGCAGGGCGGCUUCAUCGAGGGCGUGGUCAAGGUCGCGCCGGAUUUCGUCAAGGAAGCGGUCGGCAGCUUGGUGGUGUGGCAGAAGUCCAGUGCUGGGGAGUAGGAUAGUGUUUCUGUUUGAUAAUUUUUUUUUAGUUCCGACGUUCUUUCGCCAUGAAGUAGAUCGAUGUGCCGUGGUGGUCUCGGCAGGAAUACAUCAAGUUUGCAAGAAAACCUCCAAAGUGAAAAAGUCUGGACCUCUUCAAUCUCACUGUCAGGUUCCGCGAGGCCCGCAUUCCACUGUACGUGAAAGCCGUCGACAUGGAGAUGUGGCAUGAAGGGGAUCCGUACCCGUCGAAGUAUCACACGCAAAUCGGCACCGAAAUACCCGCGACCGACGACAAGCUCCGGACGAAUUGCCUCCCGGCGACCAUCCCGCCCGCGUUCCACCGCGCGGACACGAAUGCGGUGAAAAUGCGACGGGAAAUAAAAUUUUCUUUGAACAAAAAGAUUUGCCGCAACGACGACAUCCUCCCGAAAGACGGGGCCAAGCCGGACAAGAAGGUCUACUCGAAGCAGAAAGUAACGAAGCUGCAGCAGAAGCCGGCGAACCGGGCGAGCGUCACGAUGGGAAACUUGGGCGUGAGGACGGAAUUCAAGAUGCAGACGGAAAUGGGCACGUUUUUGGACAACGAACCGGUGAACGCACAGAACUUCGGGGGGAUAAGAAAUAGCACGCGGCCGAGCACGGCGGGAGGGGUUGGGAGUAGCGGAAGCACUGCAGCUGCCUCUCCUGCUGGGAUGAGGCAGCUGCCUCUCCGGACACUGCAACGACCGCAGUCCAGCGCUGGGAUGAUGACGAUGAACGAACAGGCCCGGUUCGACAACCUGAAUCGCAUCCAGGCCGCCACUAUCAAAUGUUAAAAUGUCUGCGUCUGGAAACUUGUGAUGCUGCGUUGGGAAUAGUGAAUGCUCUGUAAUGCACAGCCAAGCAUGAGAAAUCAAAUAUCUGCGCUUCUUUGUGUGGCGUUUUUCGCAUGACAAACUGCGUUUCUGCAUGACAGGCAAAGGGGUCUCUUCUUGGACACGCAUCACAAACUUUUUGGUCAUCCCAGACAAGCAUGACAAAUCUUGCAUUCUUCCAGAGCCAGACAAUUUUGCAUUUGAUAGCCACGUCAGUGCCGCGGGUUGUCGGCCCGAAGCGGAGGUUUCUGGGAUUUUCGCAGGAAGAAUUAGAAGAGAAGCACAACACGCGGGAGAGGAUCGAGAAGCAACGACAAAACCAGAAGGCCACAGGCGUGAUCAGCGGAAAACGGAUCAAGCACUGCCGACCCGAGGACCCGACCCUGUUCGGAACGGCUUUCGAGCUGGACACCGAACUCCGAGAUAGCGAUGAGGAGCCUUUUGCGGAAGAGGAGAAAAAGCCGCCAAGUAGAAUGAACGCUUGGUCGUCGGUGCCGCUUCUGCGGUUGACGAAAUCGGACGCUUUAGAGAAGGAGCAGUACUUGAAACAGCGAAGACACGACUCAACGAUUUCCAGGAACCGGCUGCGCAACCGGCAGAUCGUGCAAAACUCCAAAUUUUACAACUCGAUGGACACGGCGAUCAACGGGGAGCAGCAAACGUUGUCGACUGUCAAUCUAGCUGCGGGAGAAAUGAUGAAUACAACCUCCAAUGCAGGAAUAAAGAACAACGACCCUCAUCAAGUGGAUGACAAAAAUUUCGCAUGGAAAAAAUCAAUCCCGACGAAGGAGGAGCAGCAAGUCCGGGAAAUCUUGACGGCAAAUAGCAGGCCACAAAAAGUGUUGCACUACCCGGAACUGAAAUUGUCAAAUAGCAGUUUGACCUCGUCUUCGGGGGAGCAGCAGCAGCAGCGAAACAAGCAGCAAGCAGGAGGUAACUACAAGCAAGGAGGAGAUUCAUCGUCCGUGCAUCAGUUUUACCCGGAGCAACAAGUAGACGAUGAUAACGACGAGCAGGCCCUUGCUGAGCAGGCUGCAGCACAGGGCACGAAGAUACAACGACAUGUUGGGCAAGUAGAUCACGCAAUGAAACUACAAAACCAGAAGCAAAAACCACCAGGGACUCAGCCUCCAAAGCGGCUCAUUCUCGGGGAGGCGAGUGUUGUAUCAAAUGUAAAAAUGUCUGGGUCUGGAAGAGUCAUGCUGUUUUUGCAUGACACAGAAGGUCUGGCAUGGAAGCUCUAGCAUUACAGGUUUCGAGAAGCUUCCGCAAUGCCGAAUCCGCAUGACAAAUCCCCCACUUUGGUGACAGAAAGUGGGCAGCUUUUGCUACCCAUGCAUGAGAGAUUUUUCUGCGUUCUGAAAUGUGCAUCACAAGUUCGGAUUCUUCCAGACCCAGACAUUUUUACAUUUGAUAUGUUGCGACGCCGGACGAUGAGCAAUCGCGGGAAGAACUGUUUUAUCAAAUGUAAAAAUGUCUGGGUCUGGGAGCUUGUCAUGCUGGGUAGCGUCUCAUGAUGAGGCUACAAAUGCUGGCUCAGCAUGACAAGUUUCUGAGCUCCUAGCUGUUGCCUAUUCUGCAUGACAAACUGCGCUUCUGCAUCACAGAAAAACGCAGCUCUUGGGUAACGUGCAUGACAGAUUUAAGAGUCAUGCCAGAGAAGCAUGACAAACAUGAAUUCUUCCAGACCCAGACAUUUUUGCAUUUGAUAUGUUUUCGCAGAAGUUUCUGUGCGGGCCGGGCGCGGGACCAGCGGGGGGAGUUUCUUCCGGGCAGCUCGGCGGCUUUGGAAUGAACAAAAAAGUGGUGCAGUGUAUGGAAUGGGGAACUUUUAUUUUUUCGGGAUUAUGGAUUUGCGAUCUCACUCUUUGUUGUGCAGCCGUAGUUCAUACAUGACAUGACAAGGUACGGCAAAUCGAUUCUGUAUGUCAUGUGCAGUCGGGAGGCUCAGAGUCAGAAGCAGACGAAGACACCCCUGUCAGCAUGCUCUAGUCGCCGAGUGAGUUCUGCAAUGCAAGAUCGCAAAUCCCGGAUUUCCGUGUUUUUUCGUUUGCACACAGCUUCUCCGGCCGGAAGAUUCGUCGUACAUAUCCGCAUGAGAGGUGGGGCGCCGGCAUAAUGCGAAAAGCGCAAGAAGAACUUGUACAAGUUUAUUUCUAUCUUUGUUCGGUUUCAUCUUUUUAUUCACACAUAUUUACAGUACGCCAGCCAGCUCUAGCGCUAAUCAAGUAAACUCUUUUUUGUGACAAAUCAGUGCUGAUGAAUGUAUACAUAGAGGAACACUUCUGUAAUUUGAACUUCAGCUCAGGCUUACGCUUACACCUUUUUGUUUCCUUUUUCUGUCAGCCAUUUGGCAUCAUCAUGCUGCAUGCAACGUGCAAGGCCGAGCUUGGCGGUCUUUCCACUGGGGAUGCAUUGCCUUCGCAUGAUUGACAGCGACAAGACGCUUCUUUCGGUUGUUUCGGCUUGUAAAAAUGCAGCGGGUUAACUAUUGGUGGCGCCACUCAGACUGCAAGUUUAUUUUUACUGUAGAAUUUUGGACAACAUCAAAAAGAUA